AUGGCCGACGCCAAAAAGCCUGCCGUCUUAAUCAUUGGUGGCCUCGGCUUCAUCGGUCGCCAUCUUGCCCUCCACAUCCAUGAGAACAACCUGGCCUCCGAGGUCCGCAUUGUCGACAAGGUCCUGCCCCAAUUAGCCUGGUUGGCUCCCGAGUUUGAAGAGGCUUGCUCCAAGGAGAAGUUUGUACAGGCAGAUGCCAGCCGUGAACAACACCUUCCCCGCAUCUUCGACCGCGCCAAUGGCGAACAAUUCGACUAUGUGAUCAACUGCGGCGGUGAGACUCGGCAUUCCCAGCCCGACGAUGUCUAUGAAGCCCGCAGCUGCAACCUCAGCGUUGCUCUGGGCAAAGAGUGUGCUAAGCGCGGUAUCCCCGCCUUCGUCGAGUGCUCGACUGCCCACGUCUACAAGAGCGGGUCCUCGCCGCGCAAGGAAGGCGACAAGGUGCAACCAUGGCACAAGCUGGCCAAGUGGAAGCUCAAGGCCGCCGAAGAGUUGCUGAAGAUCCCUGGCUUGCAAUACUGCGCUCUGCGCCUGCCGCACGUUUACGGCGCCUACAACCCGGGCUACUUUGCCAUGGCUAUCUGCCUGGCCCGCGUGCACAAGGAGAUGGAACAAGAUCUCGAGUUCUUGUACACCAAGGAUGUCAAGGUGAACACCCUUCACGUCAAGGAUGCUGCCAGUGCCCUGUGGAUGGCGGCGGAAUGGCGUGCCAAGAAAGGCAAGCUCGACCGCAACAACGGUUCCAUGCCGGCUUUGUUCAAGGACCCCUCUAUGCCGAUCGCCUUCAACGUCGUCGACCACAACGAUACCUGCCAGCAGCACGUCGCUAAGGCCAUGGCCGAGGUAUUCGAUCUCAAGGUCUCCUUCCUCGGAUCCCUCGCCUCGCAACUGGCCAAGAUGAACCUGGACGAUGUGGUGGACGACAUGAACGAGGUCAGUCUGCAAGAGUGGGCCGACCUGGUUGCCAAGAGCAAGAUCGAGCGGCCCGGGCCUAUCGGUCCGUUCUUGGAGCUCGAUGUGCUCAAAGACCAGGACAUGUCCAUUGAUGGUUCGCUGUUCGAGUCGACCGUCGGCUGGAAGCCCAAGUAUGAGCACUUUGGUGCCGACAGCGUUCGUGAGAUGGUUGAGAGUUACAAGCGGAUGAACUGGUGGCCAUAA
This is a messenger RNA of Penicillium cataractarum, 1158 nucleotides long. RefSeq names its product NAD-dependent epimerase/dehydratase family protein. Bases 1 to 1158 code for a protein of 385 amino acids. The record is from RefSeq and is a predicted model, not a curated record. The transcript has 3 exons. Lineage: Eukaryota; Fungi; Ascomycota; Eurotiomycetes; Eurotiales; Aspergillaceae.